Molecule: messenger RNA, 1398 nt
Organism: Cucumis sativus (cucumber)
Lineage: Eukaryota; Viridiplantae; Streptophyta; Magnoliopsida; Cucurbitales; Cucurbitaceae
Product: F-box protein At4g05010
Exons: 3
Coding region: 238-810 (190 amino acids)
Molecular function (GO): protein binding
Source: RefSeq, a predicted model, not a curated record
CUUCCGGAUUUCUAUUUUGGAUUUCUUCCUUAUUCGUCACUUUCAAUCCGCUUUUCACAACUCUUCACUCAAAUCCUGCUUUGCUUUCAUCACAUUUUUGUUAGGGUUUUUUAGGAUUCGGUAUUUUCUUUUUAGGAUUUUUUUUUUUUUUUAGAUGAUUGAUUGUUCCUCUUUUUCGUACAUUGAUACAGAUAGAACGAUUAGGUUUAAUUUAAAUCGAGUAUUUGAGAAUUGACAAUGGCUUUGGGAAAGAAGACUGGUUGUUUGAAAUCCAAGAGCGUCGUCUCUGCCGCUGAUAAGGGACUGGAUUUCGGAGUCGUGAGAUACACUCGUGGUUUAGGAAGGAAGCGUGUCGUCAUUUCUUGCCAUGAGGAAGAUUCACCCACCGACUUGACACCGAAGGCGCCGUCUAAGAGGCGCUGCAACGUUGUCAGUACGGCGGUGGAGGACGAUAGGUCUCUGCUCGAGGCUCUGCCUCAGGAGAUUCUGAUUAGGGUUCUCUGCGGUGUGGAACAUGAUGAUUUGAAACAGCUAAUCCGCGUUUCGAAAACAAUUAACGAAGCGACUUUGAUUGCAAAAGACUCGCAUUUCGCUUAUAGCACUCCCUCGAAGGUCCGUAGGUUUCGCACCGCCAUUGAAUUAGACGAUUCCAGCGAUUUCGACGAGAUUGAAGCGCCAAAUGCUUGUCCCACAAGACGAUUCAGAACUCCAUUAAAUAGAAAGAAGCUGGCGGAGAUAUCCAUAGCCUUAUUUGCCGAAGAAGAAGAUCAAUGGCCAAAGAAAAAAUUGCCCAUAUGGACAGAGAUGUGAAUUUUAACAACCCAGAGGCUCUGUAAAUACAAUCUGUAUUCAUAUUGUUGUAGAAACACGGUUGUGGCGGUAGGAAGAAAGAUGUAGUUAAGGAUCUGAAAUCUCAGAUCAUGGUUGAAGAAAAAGAAGUAGCUGUACAUUCCCACUGACCAAAUCUUCAAAUCUUUCAUUGAAGAUGAAGAUGGUGGGUGGGUUAGAAAUGCAUCUCUUUUUUUGUACAGGUAUUACAGACAGGUUGAUAGGUAAAUUCGUUGAUGAAGGGUAGUAUUUUGGUUAGUCCCUUUCAAAUUCUCUGAUAAAUUUGAACAGUACAUUUGUAUGUACUUUUUCUCUCAUUCUUUCUUUAUCUAAUAAAAAUCGAACCAUAGUUUCCUCGCAAUUUUUUGUGUCAUUAUUGAUGUUCUUCCCCUUCAUGUGUAUUUUGCUUUUUUGUUUUUCCAUAAUUUGAUAAAGUGUGGGAUUUUGGGUUUUCUCUAUUUCUUUCCUUUUUUGGUGUGGUGUGUGUGAUGGAAUGAUUUGUAACGUAUGAAAGAUUGUAGAAUUUGGAAAUGGAAUAGAAAUUAUGAGAAAGCAACCGACUUUGAUUGA